AUGAAAUCUCGUAUAUUUUUAACCAUUAUUUUAUUUGAAAAAUUUGUUAGCGGUUCACCUUUAUCCUCCCUUCCCGUCGAUGAUGCAAUAAUAGAUGUCAAUUUAGAUAAUGGUUUAAGAGAUCUUUAUAUCGUGUCUGGCGUUUCUUUAUUCUUUUUACAAUUAAAUUGGAUCGGAAGUUUAUAUAUCUUUUAUCGUACAUUCAUUAAAUGGCGCAGUAGCUCUCGCAAAACCAUCCCCCUGUCACUUAGGUUUCCUUUUUAUAUCGCUAUAACUGACUUUGGACUAGCAGUUCCACAUACCAUUAAUAUUGCAUACACAAUGAUUUAUAAACGUACGUUAUCAUCACCAGCCUGUGAAUUCUUUGGUGGAUUAAUGAUUACAUUUAUUUUACUUAAUUUAUUACUGAUUGGAUUUAUUGCAAUAACGACUUGGUUACGGGUAGUAAAAGAAAUAAUAUUUAAUUUUGGAAAAUAUGAUUUCAAAUUAUGGGUUAUCAUCGCCGGGAUAGCCUUAAUAUCGGAUUGUGUUUCCUUUAGUGAAUUCGGUGCAAGUAAAUAUUGUUCAAGGAUAAAUUCAAUUGAAAAUCAGGUUACGUUGAAAAUCUUUAGAUACAUAUUAAUGUUUUUGUUACAAUAUAUUCCAAUUUUGAUUUAUUGUCUCGGUACCUUAUUACAGAUGGAUCAUAUUUUAAUACAUGCGAUAGCAUCAACAGCAAUAAAUUUCGGAGCAAUUGGAAAUGUCAUUCAAUACAUUAAAAUUGAAGGAUGGUCAUUUAAAUCAAUGUCAAGUUUAAAAUCUAUUAUCACAAUGACUACAUUACUAUUGUCCAAACAACAAGCAAAGAGUGACAAUAAUUCAAAAGAAGUUGAUUUUAAAGACGAUACUAUAGAAUUGCAUAAUAUUGUUGAUUCUUUUAAUAUUAAUAUUGUUAGUAGUGAUGACGAUUAA
Molecule: messenger RNA, 951 nt
Organism: Funneliformis caledonium
Lineage: Eukaryota; Fungi; Glomeromycota; Glomeromycetes; Glomerales; Glomeraceae
Source: the annotation of a GenBank genome assembly